CUCAAGUACAAGAGAAGGGAAGAGGGAACCCCUUUCCUUGAAGAAACAAGUGCCACAAAAGGCAAUGGAUUGCCAUUUCCCUGACACCUUAAAUGCCUAGCCAUAACCCCUUUGAGACCCCUGCUCAUUUGGAGAGUGAAGGAGUACCCCCAACUUAAUGACAGCACCGCACACGUUACAAUAGCUCUCAAGGGGUUAACGCAAGUCGCGCACAGACGCCCAUGGUGCAGACAAACUCAGUGAUACCACAUUAUUAUUGCGCACAGGUCAUGAACAUUUAUUCGUUUCACUCCAUGUCAGGUUAAAAUACAUAAACAGACGCAGGUUUUGAGCUUUACUCAAUUACAGCCCCUCAUCGACAAAAUAAUGUAACAAACUUAUUUAUCACAUAGUGCGUAAAGUUUGCUGGCUGCUGCUCUGCUCUCUUGCUCCUCCAGAGAAAGGCGGGGUUGUAGCGAAGUCUGUUCAGAGGUAGAAACAAACCCACGCUGUCAAGCCCGGAACAGAGAGAGUGGUGGACCCGGAACAGACUAAUAUCUGAGACAAUUAUGCACGGAGUCUAGAUAAAGGAGUGACUGAGUCCUUCAAGUUUAUGACAAACAGUUCUUUAACUUAUGAAAAUACAGUGCUACAAUACUUUUGAAUGUAAAUAUUCGUUUGUUACAGAGGUGAAUUGCAAAACUUCCCAAACUCAAAGAUCUAUCGAAAUUCAAAAGGACAUUUCCAAGGAAACAUGAAGGAAUUAUCAUAUUUCUGCCAGAGGAUGAUUCGGUUUGCUCUUCUUCUAACAACAGUCUCAGCUACCAAGAUGAACGUACCACGACUCAGACUUUCAUACAAAGACCUUGUAGCCACCAACCGGUCCUCUAUCUUCAGUGGUCACCACGGUCAGCUUUCCCUGAGCGCUGUGUUUCUGGACGAGUACCAUGACCGCCUGUUCCUGGGGGGCAAAGACGUCCUCUACUCCCUGAGACUGGACCAUACCAACCUGGACUCCAAAGAGAUCUACUGGCCUCCGUUGCCUGGUAACAGAGAUGAAUGUGUCCAGAGAGGGAAAGAUUCUCAGACGGAGUGUGCCAACUUUGUGCGCCUGCUGCAGCCCUAUAACCGCACCCACCUGCUGGCCUGUGGUACGGGUGCAUUCCAACCCAUGUGUACCUAUGUGUACGUGGGCUACCGUGGAGAGGAGACUUCAGAACUUCCUGUGACUGUCCUUAGGAGAUUUUAA
This is a messenger RNA of Salvelinus fontinalis (brook trout), 1228 nucleotides long. RefSeq names its product semaphorin-3G-like. NCBI's taxonomy places the organism in Eukaryota, Metazoa, Chordata, Actinopteri, Salmoniformes, Salmonidae. Gene Ontology annotation, molecular function: semaphorin receptor binding; chemorepellent activity. The transcript is spliced from 5 exons. The coding region runs from base 734 to 1228 and encodes 164 amino acids. The record is from RefSeq and is a predicted model, not a curated record. Gene Ontology annotation, biological process: semaphorin-plexin signaling pathway; positive regulation of cell migration; neural crest cell migration.